AUGCAGAAGCCCUUCAACGCCGAAGGGUUAGACUUGACCUUCCUGUUCGAUUCUAAUUAUCCUGAACGGACCAUCACUGAAGCCAACAACUCGGCAGCUACUUCCAUUGCCAUGCCAGGCUUCACAACGGAGCAGUCACUGUCUCUUCAGCGGAUGCUUUCGAUCCCCGUCGGUGAAGCCCUUGAACCAGUGCCCAGACCCCUGGGCUGGGUUUUGAGUGCUUGA
This is a messenger RNA of Letharia columbiana, 225 nucleotides long. RefSeq lists its product as uncharacterized. The transcript has a single exon. Bases 1 to 225 code for a protein of 74 amino acids. NCBI's taxonomy places the organism in Eukaryota, Fungi, Ascomycota, Lecanoromycetes, Lecanorales, Parmeliaceae. The record is from RefSeq and is a predicted model, not a curated record.